Messenger RNA from Diospyros lotus (date-plum), 4275 nucleotides. RefSeq names its product probably inactive leucine-rich repeat receptor-like protein kinase At3g28040. Gene Ontology annotation, biological process: protein phosphorylation. Lineage: Eukaryota; Viridiplantae; Streptophyta; Magnoliopsida; Ericales; Ebenaceae. The coding region runs from base 1162 to 4137 and encodes 991 amino acids. The record is from RefSeq and is a predicted model, not a curated record. The transcript is spliced from 5 exons. Gene Ontology annotation, molecular function: protein binding; ATP binding; protein kinase activity.
UAUUAGGAUAAAUUAUGCGAAGGCCUCCGCGUGAUCUACUUUUGGUAUUUUGGGUUCUUUUGGUUAGUUAUUGUCAAGCAACCCCUUUUUUUAUAUUCUGGAGAGAGUUGUAAGUCCCAAUAUUAUGCUCUAAAUAUAGCCCAUCCUGACCGCUAGACUGGAAGAUUUUAUUGAUGCCAAUACCCUCUCUUUUCUAAUCAAUCCUUGAAAAAAUAUUCAAUGCAACCAUUGUACUACCUCACUUAUUAUUGAAUUGUGUUACAACAAUACCACCACAACCACGCAAACGGCGAAAUUUUGAUCCCUCUAACGUGCAAUUUCAACUGGAUUACAAGUUUCAUCCUCAAUAAUCAUGGAAUUUCACGGAAGGAUUAAAAACACAAAAAGAUAAAGAGAGAUCCGCGGGGAUAAUCAAGAUGUGAUGGAUGCAAACUGGGCCAAAUUUUCACACCAUGCCGAUUGUUGCACAUAAUACAGACAAAUGCCAGUGGGGCCUCGUGCCCUAAUGGCCUCGGCCACAAGGCAGCAGCCCGUGACUCCAGUUUGGACUUUUUUUGCAGCCCCGAAUGCGACGCCCUACAUUCUCACGCACAGCAAGGUGAAGUUGAGUGAAAAGAUUCCCCAUUUCAAUUGGAGGAUUAGAUGACAAAUAGAAGAGAACGGUCUGCUGCUGGCUCUUGAAAUUGCAGAUGGACUGUUCCAUAUUACUACUAACAUUACGUUGCCCUCUAAUUCUAUUUGUCUUCAUAUGCGUCUUUCUUCUUCAUUAGUUCCUCUGUAAGACUGGUACUUGCUGUGAUUCGAACGCUGCAGUACAGGUUGAUAUUCUCCUAGGAUUUCCCUAAUUUUCAUUUCACAGUUUCCCCGGUAUCACAAGACAGACAAUACGGCUCCUUAGCAGCCAUCAUUUUUACUAUAACUCUCUCUCUCUCUCUCUCUCGUGAGCUCGACACAACAGUUUCGCUUUCGUCCAGUGCUUACUGCUGCAGCACCUCCUUCGCUGUGCUGCUCUCUCUGCGGAGCUUCAACUGUUCCCCUUCCACUCAUCAUGCAUAUAUAAUCUCUUGAGAUUUUCUUCACACACACGCACACACACAGAGCGAGAGAGAGAGAGAGAGAAGAGGGGGAGAAACAGACAUAUGUAUAGCUAAAGAGAAGAUCAUGACGAUGGCGUUUCUGCAACUAUCCUUCGUCUUUUCACUAAUCUCUGUCGCCUCAUUGAGAUCCUGCACCGCCGCCGACCAGCUAAACGACGACGUUCUCGGCCUCAUCGUCUUCAAAUCCGACCUCCACGACCCCAACUCCCACCUCGCCUCCUGGUCCGAAGACGAUGACUCGCCAUGCUCCUGGACCUUCGUCCACUGCAAUCCGGUCACAGGCCGUGUCGCUGCUCUCUCCCUCGACGGGUUAGCCUUGUCGGGAAAGAUCGGAAGAGGCCUCGAGAAGCUGCAGUCUCUAAAGGCGCUUUCCUUAUCCUUCAACAACUUCUCCGGCGAGAUCUCACCCGAUUUGGCACUGAUCGCCGCCCUCGAACGCCUCAACCUCAGCCACAACAGCCUCUCCGGCCGCAUUCCGACUUCACUUUCCAACCUCAGCUCCCUCAAGUUUCUCGACCUCUCCGAUAAUUCACUGUCCGGCCCUGUCCCGACCGAAAUGUUCACUAACUGUUUAUCUCUUCGGUUCCUUUCUCUCGCCGGCAACUUUCUUGAAGGCCCGAUUCCUGGCACCCUUACUAAAUGCACCGUUUUGAAUCAUCUCAAUCUCUCCAACAACCACUUUUCCGGCAACCCGGAUUUCAGCAAUGGAAUGUGGUCGUUAACUCGGCUUCGAACUUUGGAUCUUUCGCACAAUUCGCUUUCUGGCCCGGUUCCAGUUGGGAUCUCGGCCCUACACAACUUGAAGAAACUCCAUUUGGAACGGAAUCACUUCUCCGGCACCGUUCCGCCGGAUAUCGGCCUAUGCCCACAUUUGAAUAGCAUCAACCUUGGCGAUAAUCUCUUCACCGGAAUUCUCCCGGAGACAUUUUCGAGGCUGAAUUCUUUAACUUUUCUCAGUUUGUCAACCAACAUUUUGACCGGAGACUUGCCUCCCUGGAUCGGAAACCUGAAAAGCCUUGAGUAUUUGGACUUUUCGAGCAACAGCUUCACGGGGCCGAUUUCAAAUUCAAUUGGGGAACUGAAAUUAUUGUCUUUCGUAAGUUUUUCCCAUAACAAACUAACCGGAGAAAUUCCGAAUUCCCUGUUUGAUCUUGGGCUGGAAGAAAUGGAUUUGUCGAAUAACGAACUCACCGGUUUCAUUCCCGCUGGUUCGAGCAAACUGUUUGAAUCAGUUCGAAUGUUGGAUCUGUCGGGAAACAAUCUGACCGGAGUUAUUCCGGCUGAAAUGGGUCUUCUCUCCAAGUUGACGUACCUGAACUUGUCGUGGAACCAUCUUCAGUCGAGAAUGCCGCCGGAGCUUGGAUUCUUCCAGAACCUAACUGUGUUGGAUCUUCGAAACACUGGGUUAAAUGGGCAGGUUCCCGGCGAUAUAUGCGAUUCAGGGAACCUGCAAAUUCUUCAGUUGGAUGGCAAUUCAUUGACUGGCCCCAUUCCUGAUGCUAUUGGAAACUGUUCGUCCCUUUCUUUGCUGAGCUUAUCCAGCAAUAAUUUGAGUGGUCCCAUUCCCAAGUCCAUGUCGAAGCUGAUGAAGCUCAAGAUCCUCAAGUUGGAAGUGAACCAGCUGACCGGAGAGAUUCCUCAGGAGCUCGGAAAAUUAGAAACCCUUCUUGCAGCCAACAUAUCCUACAACAGGCUUGAAGGCAGGCUGCCCAGUGGAAGCAUAUUUCCAUACUUGGACCGAAGCUCUUUGCAGGGAAAUCUGGGCAUUUGCUCACCGUUGCUCAAGGGCCCAUGCAAGAUGAACGUCCCAAAGCCUCUGGUUCUCGAUCCCAACGCCUACCCCGGUGAAAUGGGCGGCCGUCAAAGGGGCGAUCACUCCUCCGGCAGCUUCAAAACUUUCCGGCACCAUAAGUUCCUCAGUGUUUCAUCCAUAGUUGCCAUCUCGGCAGCUGUUUUGAUUGUGGUUGGAGUGAUUGUUAUAAGCGUGCUCAAUGCUUCUGCAAGGAGGCGGCUGGCUUUCAUCGACAACGCGCUGGAGAGCAUGUGCUCGAGCUCUUCGAGGUCCGGCAGCCUGGCCACUGGGAAACUGACGUGGUUUGAUUCAGAGGGUGUUCUGGAGUGGCCGGCAGCCAGCCCGGAAUCGUUGCUCAACAAGGCGGCUGAAAUUGGGGAAGGAGCCUUUGGCACUGUCUAUAAGAUGAACUUGGAUGAUGGGCAAGAACAUGCUAAACUUUGGCAAGGAGGAAGAGUGGUGGCCAUCAAAAAGCUGGUUUCCUCCAACAUAAUCCAGUACCUGGAAGAUUUCGAUCGAGAGGUUCGAAUUCUAGGCAAAGCCAGGCACCCAAAUUUGGUUGCCCUGAGAGGGUACUACUGGACUCCUCAGACUCAACUUCUAGUCUCCGAUUACGCCCCAUCCGGGAGCUUACAAGCCAGACUCCAUGAACGGCCCAAUUCAAGCCCACCUCUUUCCUGGUCCAGCCGGUUCCGUAUCCUGCUCGGAACGGCGAAGGGCCUGGCUCACUUGCACCAUUCUUGCCGGCCGCCGAUCAUCCACUACAACUUGAAGCCCAGCAACAUUCUUCUGGACGGGAAUUUCACCCCCAAAAUCUCAGAUUUCGGGCUGGCGAGGCUGCUAGCGAAGCUCGACAAGCACGUCAUAAGCAGCCGGUUCCAGAGCGGGCUGGGGUACGUGGCGCCGGAGCUGGCGUGCCAGAGCUUGAGGGUGAACGAGAAAUGCGACGUUUACGGGUUCGGGGUCCUGAUUCUCGAACUGGUGACCGGAAGACGCCCGGUGGAGUAUGGGGAGGACAACGUGGUGAUACUGAGUGAUCAUGUGAGGGUUUUGGUGGAAGAAGGGAAUGUGCUGGAGUGUGUUGAUCGGAGCAUGGAGGAGUUCCCGGAGGAGGAGGUGUUGCCGGUGCUGAAGCUGGCGAUGGUGUGUACUUCUCAGAUACCUUCGAGCCGGCCGUCCAUGGCAGAGGUGGUGCAGAUACUGCAGGUUAUUAAGACCCCAAUUCCACAUAGAAUGGAAGCAUUUUGAUUCUUAAUUACAGUUAAUUACCUUUUAUGAGGUUAAUCAAGGCUGUGUUUGCUUAUUUAAUUGCUUGUUCUCUUUCUCUAUAUAUUUCCAUUGACAAAAUCUGUACGUUAUCAUAUAUAUUUCUUCCCUUUCAUUUCA